GAGUUUGGAGUCGGUCUGGGAGCCAGCCCUCCCGGUAUGAACUUCAACUGCAUGGACUGUAAACCCUAGAUCCUGAAAGCCCGGAGCCCCGUGGUGACUUCAAAGCCUGCUAAACUCUGCGGCCCGUGAUGACCUAUAGGACACUUGUGUACCUACCGAAUGCGCCCGGGCUGAAUACUCUGUCGCAUGUGUCCCUGCUGGGUGUUCAGCGUGGACGCGGUGCUGCGGUGUGCUCGCUGUGGAUGUGCCAGCUCUUGGGCGUGAGGCGUCUGCAGGUGUGUCAGCAGGAGACGGGCGGAACCACGAGCACGCUGACUUUGCCUCUGUAGCCUCUGCUCUCAGCGGGCGGGUCUGCAGAGCCCAGAUACCAGGAGAAUCCGGACUCAGCAGCUCCUUUCUCUCCAGGACGACAACGUGCACCAGGCCAUGAGGAACACGAGCAAGGAGGUGCAGAGCACCUCUCACCGCUAUGCUCCCUGCGACUGGUACUACCACCUACCUGUGAAGCGCUCUGAGAAGGCUGUGGGUGCCCCACCCGCAUCCCAGAUCCCGGGGCUCAGUGACUUGGGAGACACCCCAAAUGGAAACAUGCCCCGUGCUCGGAGAUACUGGAUAAAAGAAACAGACUCAGAGUAUGUGAAACUGGCCAAGCAAGGCGGCAGACCUGAUUUGCUGAAGCACUUUGCCCCUGGGACCAGAAAGGGCUCCCCAGUAGCCUACUCUUUGCCAGACUGGUAUAUCCACCACAGCAAGCCUCCGACAGCCCACCAGCGACAAGUCCCCGUGGUCUCCAUGCCGGAUUACAUGGUGUAUGAAGAAUUCAACCCUGGUCAGGCCAAUGGCACCUAUGAGUCCAGACGAGGCCCCUUUGACUUUGACAUGAAAACCGUUUGGCAAAGAGAGGCCGAGGAACUUGAAGACGUGAAGAGAAAGGUGAAACUGCCAGCCAUUAAUUCCAAAAAUCCCAGCAAAGUGGGAACCCCAGUUAGCCACAAAGACCCUGAAGGGAGCAGGCUGUCAUUGCCUCCUAUGCCCGGUCACAAGAGCAGCUCUCCAACCAACUUUUCCAAACUCAUCAGCAACGGCUACAAGGACGAGUGGUUACAGCAGCAGAGAGGCGAGUCUGACAAGAGGACCCCGAAGACAUCCAGGGCAUCCUUGUCCACUCGGUCCACAAAGGACUCUGAAAGUACCGAGGACACAGAGACGCCCCAUGAUCCAGAGCCCCCUGAAGAUUCCGAGAAAACUCCAGAUGCAGAAGGAUCCCCUUCAGAAUCGACGCCAGCAGAGCUAAAAUAAGCCUGGAUAUGCCGUCUAGGACAACCUCUUUAGUUGCUAUCUGUAGAGUGACAAUGGACAGCUAUAUUUGCAGGCUCCUGUUCUAUUUUAUUCAUGUAAAGUCUUUUGAAGCAACUUGCCUUGGGUAGAGUUGAGAUAGCAAACAUGGGGUAAGUGUGGGCUUUUGUUUCUUGCAUUUCUCGGGAUGGCCUUGCUGACCUGCUGAUUUCUGGGACCAGAGUCUUCCUGAAGCGGGCCUCUUAACAUCCUAUCUGCCCCACAGUGUGGAGCACUGCUCUAAGACUUGAAAGGGAAGAGACUCACAAGUUGCAGCCUUUUCCCUUAUUUGGUCCCAUAAUCUUUAUAGAAACAAUUUCCCGCUCCACAGAAAUGACUAAUUUCAGAGCCGUGUGACAUAAUUUGCUGUAACAAUAUUUUAUUAUGCUUUGAAGUUUAAAGCAUUUCAAAUAAAACAUUGUAACAUUAGUUUAUUAUUUUUGCUAAUAGAUUAGGUGCAAAUUGAAGCCCAGAAAUACUGAACAUUUGUUAUUUUAUAUCCUUUAGGCAAAAAAAUAUAUUUAAUCUCAAUUAGGCUAUUUUAUUAGGUUCACAAAAACAUUCUAGUAAUCAGACUCAAUGCUCUUGUUUUAUAAAUUUUGUUGUUUCUAUGUUAGGAUUUAACAUUAAAAUGUAUUUUAUAUUUUAUUCAUUAAUAAAAGAAUAACCGUAUCAGGAAAAGUUUCUAGAAAGCCAAAUAGAGUCAGCACUGGAAUUAACUUAUCAUGCAUUUGCUUGGUUAAAGUUUGAAUUUCGAAUUGGUUCUUUAACUGAAAUACUUAAUUGAACACUUACAUCUCUAUUGCCUUAUCAGAGGGAUAUUACUAUGGGAAAAUAUAUCUAAUAUAUAAAAGUAUGAAUGACUAUAUGUAUUCA
This is a messenger RNA of Alexandromys fortis (reed vole), 2211 nucleotides long. It is a transcript of the gene CUNH7orf57, whose product is annotated as chromosome unknown C7orf57 homolog. The record is from RefSeq and is a predicted model, not a curated record. The transcript is spliced from 8 exons. NCBI's taxonomy places the organism in Eukaryota, Metazoa, Chordata, Mammalia, Rodentia, Cricetidae. Bases 427 to 1299 code for a protein of 290 amino acids.